Pimephales promelas (fathead minnow) is the source of this 3191-nucleotide messenger RNA. It is a transcript of the gene ppp4r1, whose product is annotated as protein phosphatase 4, regulatory subunit 1. Gene Ontology annotation, cellular component: cytoplasm. Gene Ontology annotation, molecular function: protein binding; protein phosphatase regulator activity. NCBI's taxonomy places the organism in Eukaryota, Metazoa, Chordata, Actinopteri, Cypriniformes, Leuciscidae. Gene Ontology annotation, biological process: protein dephosphorylation. The record is from RefSeq and is a predicted model, not a curated record.
CCCUCGGCGCGUGCGUGAUAAAGGAUCAAUGCGCGGGCCCGGUGGUAGUGCUCGAGUGGAGUUCAGAGGCGCGUGUUUGUGUGUUUUUGUGUAGUUUUGUGUAGUUUGUGUUGCGGCGCUUGUUGGCCAUCAGCACAGAAGCGGGUUAAAUGUAGAAGCGGCGCACGAUGGCGGAUCUCUCUCUGCUGCAAGACUCGCAGGAGGACACGGACGGAUUGCUGGACUUCGUGUCUCAGGAUGAGAUGUUGACUCCGAUGGGCCGACUCGACAAGUACAUCAGCAGUGAGAACGUCUUCAACAGGCAGAUGGUGGCCCGCAGUCUUCUGGACACACUCCGAGCCAUCAGCGAGGAUGAGCGCGAGUGUGUGUCCGUGUUGGAGAGGAUCGACAGACUCGCAGACGACUCCGAGCCGACGGUUCGAGCGGAGCUCAUGGAGCAGAUCCCACACAUCGCCAUCUUCUGUCAGGAGAACCGGCCCUCCAUUCCCUUCGCCUUCUCCAAGUUCCUCCUGCCCAUCGUGGUCCGAUACCUGGCCGACCAGAACAACCUGGUCCGUAAGACGAGUCAGGCGGCGCUGCUGGUUCUGCUGGAGCAGGAGCUCAUCGAGCGAGGAGACGUGGAGAGUCUGGUGUGUCCCGUUCUGGUGGACCUCACCGCUCCUGACAGCAACGACGACGUGAAGACCGAAGCCAUGGCGAUCAUCUGUAAAAUGGCGCCGAUGGUGGGCAAGGACAUCACGGAGCGGCUCUUUCUGCCGCGCUUCUGCGAGAUGUGCUGCGACUGCAGGAUGUUCCACGUGCGCAAGGUGUGUGCGGCGAACUUCGGGGACAUCUGCAGUGUUGUCGGAGGAGAGGCCACAGAAGAGCUGCUGCUGCCCCGGUUCUUCCAGCUCUGCUCGGAUAACGUGUGGGGCGUGAGGAAGGCCUGCGCCGAGUGCUUCAUGUCCGUGUCCUCGGCCACGUCUCCAGAAGUGCGGCGGACCAAACUCUCCUCUCUGUUCAUCAGUCUGAUCAGCGACCCCUCGCGCUGGGUGCGUCAGGCCGCGUUUCAGUCGCUGGGUCAGUUCAUCUCCACGUUCGCGAGUCCCAGCGGUCACGCGGGUCAGUACUUCAGAGACGAGGCCAACUGGAGCGAGACGCAAACACACAGCACAAGCACAGAGACGCCAGCUGUUUCCCACAAUCCCUCGGGAUGUGAGGAGGAGGUCGAGUGGCUUCAUGAGGAGACGGAGGACCGCGAUUCUCCCACUCCAGCGCCGGAUGAUCCCGAUCCACAUCCACAGGAGGAGCAGGAGAUCUUCAACUCCUUCCAGUACUGGAGGACACCCAUCCCAGAGAUCAACCUGGACCUGCUGGAGGAAGAGGAGGAGGAAGAAGAGGAGGAGAAAGAGGAAGAGAAAAGGGAGGAGGAGGAGGAGAAAGAGGAGGAGAAGAACCGGCCGUCCGCUCCGGCGCUGGGGAGGAAACAGCUGGAGGAGCUCAUCGAAAACCUGGAGCCGCACAUCGACGACCCGGAUGUCAAAGCACAAGUGGACGUCUUAACGGCAGCUCUGAGAGCCACGACACUGGAUUCAGGACUAGAAGACGCUUUCCUGGAGCCCCGAUCGGCCCAAUCCAAUCCCUUCAGUUCCCAGAACCCCUCUGAGCUCCUGUCAGACAACACACAGAGGCGUGAUUCGGCCGAUGAUUCUGACGUGAGCGACGGCAGCGCCAAUCCUGACGAUGAGAGGAAAUCGAAACAGCAGGACGUGGUUCCUCAGGCGUUGCUGGAUCAGUACCUGUCGAUGACGGACCCGUCGCGCGCUCAGACCGUGGACAUGGAGAUCGCGAAGCACUGCGCCUACAGUCUGCCCGGCGUGGCGCUAACGCUAGGACGCCAGAACUGGCACUGCCUGCGCGACACCUACGAGACGCUGGCCUCAGACAUGCAGUGGAAGGUGCGGCGGACGCUGGCGUUCUCCAUCCACGAGCUGGCUCAGAUCCUGGGCGAUCAGCUGACGGCCGCGUAUCUGGUUCCCGUCUUCAACAGUUUCCUGAAGGAUCUGGACGAGGUUCGCAUCGGCGUCCUCAAGCACCUCUACGACUUCCUCAAGCUUCUGCAUCAGGACACGAGGAGGAAGUACCUCUACCAGCUUCAGGAGUUCCUGGUGACCGACAACAGCCGCAACUGGAGGUUUCGCUCCGAGCUGGCCGAGCAGCUGGUGUUGUUGCUGGAGCUGUACAGUGCGCAGGAUGUUCAUGAUUAUCUGAGACCGCUGGCCUUCUGUCUCUGCACUGACCGAGUCUCAUCCGUUCGCUGGACGUCCUACAGACUGGUGAGCGAGAUCAUCCGGAAGCUGUCGUCGUGCUCGUCUCUGCUGGUGGGUUUUCUGGGAGAACUGGUGGAGAAGUUCUGCCACUCUCGGAAGUGGUCCGGUCGGCAGGCGUUCGCCUUCGUCUGUCAGCUGUCAGUAGAGGAGGAGUGUGUGUCCCUGGAUCAGUUCUCGGAGCAUCUUCUCCCUCCGCUGCUCCUGCUGGCGUCGGAUCCCGUUCCCAACGUGAGAGUCCUGCUGGCCAAAACCCUGAGGCAGACCCUGCUGGAGCGAGAGUUCUUCCUGUCGUCGGCGGGCUGCCAGCAGGAGGCGCUGGAACACACACUCGUGUCGCUGCAGACGGACGUCGACAAGGACGUCAAAUACUUCGCCAGCGUCCAUCCGGCAAACACGCGAGUGAACGAGGACGCCAUGAGCACCACGUCCUCCACAUACUGAACAGCUUUCCCAGAAUGCACCUCACUACAGGACCUUUUGUGGGGGUUUUGUGCAUUCUCUCUUUUAUUUUUGCCACAGAAGCCUUAAACGUGUCUUCCUUAAACCAGAGAAUACUUGAACAGCUGGAGAUAUCAAACGACUAACCCGUUGACAUGUGACCGGAUGAACCGGCUCUAAUAUAUGCUGCACACACAUACACACACACACACAUCUCAAGGGCUCUUUUAAUCUUCAGCGCAGCACAUUGUUGCUCUGACGGACUCCGCUUAGACGAGUGUUUUUUAACGAUAUCACGAGUGGUCCAUGUGAACAUUCAGUCUGAACUCACUUGAAGCCUUGAGUGUUUUAAUGCAAACUCUUCUGUAUAUAUUCCUGUUUUUGAUCAUGAAUAGCUGAUGAUAUUCUCUUAACCUGUCCAGAAUAAAAUUUCAGAUGAAAUCA